Pseudomassariella vexata is the source of this 432-nucleotide messenger RNA. RefSeq lists its product as uncharacterized. The transcript is spliced from 2 exons. Gene Ontology annotation, cellular component: Lsm1-7-Pat1 complex; U6 snRNP; U2-type prespliceosome. Gene Ontology annotation, molecular function: RNA binding. Lineage: Eukaryota; Fungi; Ascomycota; Sordariomycetes; Amphisphaeriales; Pseudomassariaceae. The record is from RefSeq and is a predicted model, not a curated record. The coding region runs from base 1 to 432 and encodes 143 amino acids. Gene Ontology annotation, biological process: mRNA splicing, via spliceosome; nuclear-transcribed mRNA catabolic process.
AUGGCCGACCGACCACCCCACCAUCGUGGCGGCCGAGGCGGAGGCGGCGGCGGGAACUACCGUGGAGGGCGGGGGGGAGGUGAAGGCCGCGGCGGACGCGGUGGAGGACGAGGUGGCGGGGCUUCGGGCGACCACCACGAGCGCGAGCGCCCCAAGAAGGAGAACAUUCUUGAUUUGGGCAAAUACAUGGACAAGCGCAUCACAGUCAAGUUCAACGGCGGCCGCGAGGUGACGGGCACGCUCAAGGGCUAUGAUGCCCUGAUGAACUUGGUGCUGGACGACGGGCGUGAGGUGGUUCGAGACGACGAAGGCAACGACAGUACUCGAGGCCUGGGCCUCGUCGUCGCGAGAGGCACGCUUCUCGUCGUCAUCAGUCCCUGCGACGGCAGCGAGGAAAUUCCAAACCCGUAUGCGCAGCAGGAUGAGGAUUGA